AUGCCCUGCGCCGACACCACGUCCGCCUACACGGUUUCGGCGUCAGUGGCCCUUCGCCGACAUCGCUGCCGCUAUUUUGGCGACAACGUGCCGCACCGCGUCCGUCUAAACGGUUUCGGCGUCAGUGGCCGACUUCGUGCACCGACAUGUGCGACACUGUCCGCGUCCGGUGAUCCAUCAACGGUGCUCGCGAACGCCCUCGGUCGACGAAUCUUUUGCCGACGCACCGCUCGCCGACUCCGCGGCACUAGU
Molecule: messenger RNA, 252 nt
Organism: Iphiclides podalirius (scarce swallowtail)
Lineage: Eukaryota; Metazoa; Arthropoda; Insecta; Lepidoptera; Papilionidae
Source: the annotation of a GenBank genome assembly